Molecule: messenger RNA, 878 nt
Organism: Chrysoperla carnea
Lineage: Eukaryota; Metazoa; Arthropoda; Insecta; Neuroptera; Chrysopidae
Exons: 2
Coding region: 1-861 (286 amino acids)
Source: RefSeq, a predicted model, not a curated record
AUGGCAAGAAUACUUAAGUUUAAUUUUAUUUUAUUGUUAAGUGCAACGCUGGGGAUCAUUGUUGAUUUGGGUGAAGCUGCAAAUCAAAAUGUUGGAAAUAAUCGACGUACGGGUAAAUUUUUUGGUAGUGGUGUUACAGAAGUAACAAAAUUAGUUGUGGAUAAUCUAAUUGUUACAACAUUGGUACCAUCAUCUUGUGUGGCGUACGAACCAACAUUACGGCCAUGUCGACGUUUUCGAUUUCUAAAUUACGGACCUUUAUUUACAACAACGGUCCAAAACAAUCAAAAUCAGUCACAAACUUCACCAAAUACAACAGCAAUUUCAAAUCGUCGUCAAUCAUUAGCUGAAUCAACACCACCAUUAAUAGCCUCAAUUUCACAAGCAAAAAACAAUUCAAUCAAUUCAAAACCAUCAGCGUCAUCGUCAAACUUCUACUGGGGUGAUUAUUUAAAUUUCCUUCGUGGCGGCGUAACCACCAAAACCAAGACAGCAACCCGAAUUAUCACCGAAACAUACUACGAUCCUACCCGAGUCAUUACAUUCUCAAUAAAACAUUGUCUACCAACAAAAAUGCCAUUUAAUUUACCAAAAUGUCCAAUAACAGAACAAUCUGGUGUUGUGGAGAUCAAAAAUGAGAGCCCCGUAUCACUUCCUCCAGAGACACCCGGUGAACAAGAAAUAAAUGGUAAUGGAAUUGAACCAACUCUUACAUGGUCAUUACCUACAAUUGUUACAACCAGUAUACCUUCGACAUCUUCGUCAGUAGCCCCCUCAACACCUGUGGUUGAACAAGAACCACAACGAAUUGAUAAUAAUAGUGGUGGAACAUUUAUUAAGCCAUCCGAAAUUAUUUACUAAUUUGUUUUGUUAGAGAG